ACACAGAUGACUCCGUCCCCUCGAAUCCUCCUCUGCGGCGACGUCCUCGGCCGCCUCAACCAGCUCUGCAAACGCGUCUCUUCGGUAAAUAAGUCGGCCGGUCCAUUUGACGCGCUUCUUUGCGUUGGCCAAUUCUUUCCGGACUCACCGGACGGUCUCGAGGAGUUCAAUGACUAUAUUGCAGGCCGGUCCAACUUCCCCAUUCCGACUUACUUCAUCGGCGACUACGGUGUUGGCGCGCCGAAGAUUCUAUCGGCCGCUUCCAAAGAAGCUGGCAACCAAGGGUUCAAGAUGGAUGGCCUCAAGGUUUGUGGAAAUCUCUACUGGUUGAAAGGCAGUGGAAAGUUCACUCUCCACGGUUUAUCUGUUGUUUACCUAUCUGGUAGGAAGUCUGCAAGUGGAAUGCAAUUUGGCACGUAUAGUGAAGAUGAUGUUGAUGCGCUGAGGGCGUUGGCUGAGGAGCCAGGGAUUGUGGACAUAUUUCUGACUAAUGAAUGGCCUAGCGGAGUUACCAAUGAGGCUGCUACAUCUGAUGUACCUUCAGGAGUCUCUGAUUCAGCUGAUGCUGAUUCCACCAUAUCAGAGUUAGUAGCAGAUAUUAAGCCCCGCUACCAUGUUGCAGGAACUAUGGGUGUGUUCUAUGCUCGCGAACCAUAUACAAACGUGGAUGCUGUGCAUGUAACUCGUUUUAUGGGUUUAGCUCCAGUUGGAAACAAAAACAAACAGAAAUUUAUUCAUGCAAUUUCUCCAACUCCAGCAUCUACAAUGUCCAGUGUCGAAAUUUGUGCAAAACCACCAAAUACAACUCUAUCUCCCUACACAAUGGUGGAGAAAGCAACCCAUACUGAGGCUAUAGCAAAGAGACCUGGUGAAAGUGGGUCUGAUUCCCAAUAUUGGCGUUAUGAUGUCUCCCAGAAAAGGCACAAACAUGGAGAUGGUGACAGUGAAAGGCUGUGCUUUAAGUUUACCUCUUCUGGGUGCUGUCCUCGUGGGGAGAAGUGCCACUUUCGGCAUGAUGAAGAUGCAAGGCAACAGUCAAUCAGGGGUGUCUGUUUUGACCUUCUCAACAAAGGAAAAUGUGAAAGAGGUCCAGAUUGCAACUUUAAGCAUAGUUUACAGGAUGAAAAUGGCAGUGCCUCUAGCAGGAGAUCCUUUGGGACCACCAGCUCUAACAGGUCCAAAGAGUGCUGGUUUUGUUUGUCAAGCCCCAGUGUGGAGUCGCAUCUUAUCACUGGCAUAGGAGAACAUUACUACUCUGCACUUGCUAAAGGACCAUUAGUAGAUGAUCACGUGCUAAUUGUUCCUGUUGAGCACUUGCCUAACACCCUUUCCAUGCCAGAAGAUUGUGAAAUAGAGUUGAAUAGAGUUCAAAACAGUCUAAAAGCUUACUUUGAAAACCAAGGAAAGCAAGUGGUUUUCUUUGAAUGGGUCUUUAAGCGAGCAACUCAUGCCAAUCUUCAGGUUGUUCCUGUUCCAUCUUCAAGGGCAUCUGGCAUUAAAGAUAUUUUCAAUUUAGCCGCCAAAAAGUUGGGAUUCAAGUUUAAGACAAUUGAAAGUACUAAUAAUUCGGAAGGGAGGAGAUUGUUGCGGACACAGUAUGAUAGAAGUUGCAGUUUAUUCUAUGUUGAACUUCCUGGUGGAACUAUUUUGACUCAUGUUGUUGAAGAAAAUGAGAGAUUUCCAAGCCAAUUUGGCCGCGAGGUUUUGGCGGGCUUGUUGAACACGGCUGACAGAGCUGAUUGGAAAAAUUGCAAGCUCAGCAAGGAAGAAGAAACAAAAAUGGCAGAACGCUUCAAGAAGCAAUUUGAAGCAUAUGAUCCAAAUCGGUGACUCCUACAACCAAUGGUCCUCUGUAUGUCUGCAAUGGCAGUAACAUAUUCAUCGUUCUAGUUUCAAUCUCAGAUGACAAAGCCUGAGUGCAGUGAUCCUUGAGAGGGAUGGGGGCGGACUAUAUUGGCUGGUCUCAAGUCGUCAUGAUCCGUAAACACCUGCCAAGUGGCAAGUCCAAAUCAGGGUGGCAAAGAAGUGAGACAGUGAACCACCUUUAGGGUGAAAUGUAUGCUGUGUACAGAGAAGGUGGGAUGGCUGAACUUAUGAUCGCAGUACGACGUGCUGGUUAAGCUAUAUGCUCUUCUUGUAGACAACUACAUCAGUUGUCGAACUUAUUUACUAGGACAAACUCAGGCUACUCCAGAUUUUGUUCGUCUACUUGUUUGCCUAAUCCAUGCAUCUUUCCCUUCAGAAUCAUUCGAGUUUACUGCAAUACAUGCCUAACCUCUAGAUAAGCAAAUUUGUUUUAGUUGUAAUCGAUGGUGGCUGAUAGGUGAAGUAACUAUUUUUUUCCUUCCCGAAAUGGAGGGAGUGAUGUUUAGUUGUUCCGA
Molecule: messenger RNA, 2381 nt
Organism: Coffea eugenioides
Lineage: Eukaryota; Viridiplantae; Streptophyta; Magnoliopsida; Gentianales; Rubiaceae
Product: zinc finger CCCH domain-containing protein 64
Exons: 11
Coding region: 7-1830 (607 amino acids)
Biological process (GO): mRNA splicing, via spliceosome
Cellular component (GO): post-mRNA release spliceosomal complex
Molecular function (GO): metal ion binding; RNA lariat debranching enzyme activator activity
Source: RefSeq, a predicted model, not a curated record